Sphaeroforma arctica JP610 is the source of this 7788-nucleotide messenger RNA. RefSeq lists its product as hypothetical. Bases 1 to 7635 code for a protein of 2544 amino acids. Gene Ontology annotation, cellular component: chromatin. Lineage: Eukaryota; Ichthyosporea; Ichthyophonida. The transcript has 15 exons. Gene Ontology annotation, biological process: negative regulation of transcription by RNA polymerase II. The record is from RefSeq and is a predicted model, not a curated record. Gene Ontology annotation, molecular function: transcription corepressor activity.
AUGGCGGGUAGUAAUCAAGGACAGAGCAUGCCUGGCAAUGGUCAUGGCCCAAACAUGCCCAUCCCCAGAGACCAGGCGUACGGGCAGCAGCCGUUACACCCAUCGCAACAACCACCGCAACUACAACAACAGCAGAUGAUACAACCAUCACAUCAGCAUCAACAACAGCAGCAACAACACCACCAGCAAGCACAACAGGGGCAACAAGGGGCACCUCACGGGCCACCACAACCACAGCAUCGGCAGCAACAACAACAUGCACCCAAGCACGCUGUGCAGAUGCAACAACAACCGCCGUCACAGAUGCAACAGCGGUCACCUCAUGUGCACACACAGCAACGCGUUCAUAUACAGCCAGCUCAUGGACCUCAGAAACUGCAGCCACAGCAGUCGAAUCCGAAACAGCACCAGCAACACCAGCAACCGCAACAGCAACAACACCAAGGGGGAGGUAUGGGUAAGGGGGGUAGUAGUGCUGACCAUGCGAAUGCCGGAAAUAAGAACAAUUCUGGUAUUUCUUCUGGACCGAUUAUGAUGGGUAGAGGUGGGGAGAGAAGUUCACUGUGCCCUAAGGAUCGUAUGGCACCGCAGCAACAACAGCAACAGCAUCAACAGAAGGGAAGACCGCCUAGUAACCAUCCUUACACACAACAGCAGCCUAUCAUGCAACAGCCUAUGGCACAACCACCGAUACAGCAACAACCACCAAAGCAUGUACAACAACAGCAACAGCAACAACACCAAGCUCAGCAACAACCGCAACAACAGCAGCCACAGCAACAACUGGGUCAGCACCCCAACGCCCACCCCCAGGCACCGCAACAACAACAGCUUCAGCAGCCCAAGAAGCAACAACAACAACAACAACAGCAACAACAUCCACACAAGCAACCUCAGCAGCAGCAGCAGCAGCAGCAACCCGGACCUCCUCCGCAGCCGCAGACACUAGCACCCAUGCCCCCGAAUGUAUCCCAGCAGGGGACUCAGUUGUCGGCCAUUGCGCCAGGCGCAGGGUCCAACAGUAACAGCAACAGCAACAACAACUCGGGAUCCAAUUCUGGGCCGAAUUUUACCAAUACGGGUGCGAAUGCGAAUGCGAUUGCGAGUGCGAGUGCUAUGGCGAACCCGCAGGAGAGCGGGGGCAACCCCAGUUCCAGCCUGAAGGUGGAGGAUGCCUUGUUGUAUCUGGACGAUGUGAAGCUGCAGUUUAAGGACGAUCCACAGGUGUAUAACCAGUUCCUAGAUAUCAUGAAGGAGUUCAAGAGCCAGGCAAUCGACACACCGGGUGUUAUCAAUAGGGUGUCCACGUUGUUUCAGGGUCGACCCAAGCUAAUUCGAGGAUUCAAUACUUUCCUACCACCGGGAUAUCAAAUCGAGAUCGGUGCAAAUGGGCAGCCGCUUAUGAGACAAAUGCAGGACGGCCGAGCCGUGUAUAUGCCUGUGGGGCCGAUGGUCAGUGGACCACCCCUAGCAGCGCACCAGGGCAUGGGCAUUAUGGGUCCAGGUCAAGGGCCUAUCCCAGGAAGGGGACCGAUGGGUGACACAGACAUCAAGCGCGAGAAUAAGAGACCAGUCAUGGGGGCUAAUGGGCCUGGAUCUGGCUCGGGCCACGACGCCAAACCUAUUGCGAUUGCACCAGGCGGCAGUGGAAACCAAGGCCCCAAAAAGGCCAUCAGACGCAGCACCACAGGCACUGGCCCGAUGUCGGCUGGAGAUCAACCUGGACCACCGCAUGCGAACAUAGCCCCACAGCAACACCCCCACCACACCCAGCAGCAGACACCGAAAAACAUUGCCAUGGCUCCGGGCAAUAAAGGCCCGGGUGUGGGUGGGGGAGCCAACAAGCCGCUACAGCCCCAACACGGGUCACCACGUAUACCCGCACAACAGCAACAACAGCAGCAGCAACAACAGAAAUUGGCGAUGCAGAAGGGCCCCAACGGACCCCCACUACAGCCCCAACCCUCGCAGUCACCGCAUCACGGGCCUUACGGACAAAACGGUCCUAAUGUCCCGGGGCACGGUGCUGGGCAAGGGCAGGGGCCAUCACACGGACCCAAACAGGGCCCACAGCCCCAGGGAAUCAACUUGCCUGCCGGUCAACACCAACAGCGCACACAACAACAGCCACAGCAGCAGCAUUCAGGUAAACCGUCACUGUCGAUGGGUGGGUCAGGGCCUUUAAAUGGGCCUGAUGGUAGGCGCGAGAGUGGGUAUGGUAUGGGAGGGGGGGUUGGCGGGCAAUCGCCGCACUACGGAGCACAGCCGCAGCCACACACACAGGCACAGGGCUACCCUCAUCCACAUCCACAACAACAACAGCAGCAGCAGCAACAGCAGCCACCCCAUCAGCGCAACUCGCAGCAACAGGCACCUGCACAGGGACAGGCAGGGCCAGCGGGUGGUCCACCCUCUGGCAACCCACCGCAGAAGCCCAAUGCAGACCUCAAGGGGCCCAAGCACGCCCUGAAGGGACCGGCACAGCCCCAAACACCGGUACAGCCGCAUGAGAACUCACCAUCCGGGAAUGUCAGUGGUGGUGGGAGCGGUCCGAGAAGACCCCCUAUGGCUAAGAUGCCACCAGGACAAGCGCAGCAGCCACCAGUACAAACAUCACCCCCGCACCAGGCGCCUCAGCAGGGUCGUCCCAUUGCGUACAGAGAUCAGAAGAUGGGGCUGGGCCCGCACCUGAGUGGUAUGGGUGCAGGUGCAGGGCGCGAGAGCAGUAGUGGCCCAGGACAGCAGAACAUACAAUCCCAGCCGCAUCAACCACAGGUGCAACCGGCAAAACAGCCCCAGCCACAAACAGCACCUCAACAGCAGCGACAGGGAAGCGCGAGCGAACCAUCGCAACCGCCACAGGCUCAGCAACAUGCACCUGCACUCGGGCCAGGGGGUCCUCGAGGUGCGUCUGGUCGCCAGUCGAUAGCACUGUACCAACAGCCGGCUGGAGAGCAAGGGGGGGUGAAGUAUGAGGGGCAGGUAGGUAAGUACGAGUCCCCGCAGCAGCAGACACAGGGCCCGCCCCAGCCCAAAGCCCAGGGGCAGAUUGAAUCACAUCCACAGCAACCGCCCCAGCCACAGGGUAUGCAGGGACCGGCUGGUGUGGGGGGAAACGUACCACCCGCACGACCGCCCGUGGAGUUCAAUCACGCGAUAAACUAUGUGAACAAGAUAAAAACCCGGUUUGCCGGGUCUCCAGAGAUCUACAAGAACUUCCUGGAGAUCCUGCACACGUACCAGAAGGAGCAGCAGACAAUUAAAGAGGUGUACAGCCAGGUGGCCCAUCUCUUCCGCUCCAACCUCGAUUUGCUGGAAGAGUUCUCCCAGUUCUUACCCGAGGCAGCGCCAUAUGCCGAAAGCGUAGCCCGUGGCGGGCAGGGGCCUCUGCCGCCACCCCUCCCCACCAACCACGGACCAUACCACAACACACUGAACACCGAGGAACGUAUCAUGUAUGAGAACCAACCUCAGCCACACAUGCGCGACGGGGGUCUGCUUAGUGCCGAGGACAUGGACAUGGACGCGCAGCAGUACAACGACCGCGAGAUGAACAUGGCGCGCGAGAACCGUGAGCGCGACCGCGAGAGGGAACGGCACGAGCGUGAACGUGAACUCGAACACGAAAGGGAGCGCGAGAGGGAAAGAGAGCGCGAGAGAGAGCGCGAGAGGGAUGCGGUGGCGGGUGCAAAGGCUGCCAGGGAUGCAAAUAGCCGGCACGAGCUGGUGAAGGAGAGGCUCGUCGGGGUGAAUAGCGGGAUUCAUACCGGGACGGUGUCCGGGAGGGGCCGUGGGGGUAAGGGCGCUGGUAAGAGCGGGGUUGGGCGAGGUGGGAAGGCCAAUGGGAAACGCAAAACGGCCCGGCAAGAAGUAUUUGAUCCAGGGUAUUCCAGUGCGGCGCCGCUGCCACAGCAGCAAACCACGUGGUCGGAGGUUGCACCCGCACCCAUAGGAUUGGGACUGGGUGCGGGCAACCGAGGGCAGAACGGCGAUGGGGAGACGGGCACACAGGACAGCCCACCCCCGCUCAAGCGGAAGAAGGCGCUGAGCAGUGAUAUCAAGAUACCCGAGUGCAGCACAUACGGAACACUGGUGUCCUUCUCCAAGGUCAAGGCGGCGCUGAAGAACCAGAAGGCCAUGGACAACUUCAUCCGGGCGACCAAGUUGUACGAGAUUGGGGCCGUGAGCGAGUCUGAGCUGGUGAGUAUGGUAGAACCGUUCCUGAACCCUCACCCGGAGCUGUUUGAUUGGUUCAAGAAACACCUACCAAGCGUGGCGGCCAAUCAGAACGGAGCUGCUGCUGCCGCCGAGGAAAGUGGCGGCAGUGGCCUCGAUGUGGCUGUGCAGCCGAAUGGCACAACCGGGCCAGAAGUUACUAGUGCGCCAGAGGAGGUGACGGAAGACGAUGCCCUAGAACCCGCCCCUCUGCCGAAUGACCAGAAUCCGAAUAUCCUCACCUCCUUAUGGGAUCUUGAGAACGACAAGAGUGCCACCGGUCUCAUCGACUUCACGGCCUGUAAGCGGUACGGCUACAGUUAUCGUGCCCUGCCCAAGUCCCAUCUAGGACGCAAGUGCAGUGGUCGCACAGCCGCAGAUCAGUCGGUGCUCAACGACAUCUGGGUCUCCUCGGCCACCUCGUCCGAAGACUCGUACUUUGUGAAUAGCAGGAAAAACACUCACGAGGAGCAGCUGGCCAUAUGCGAAGAAGCCCGAUACGAAAUGAGCACUUUGUUGGGAGAGCUGACAGACACCAUCCGUGUGUUGGAAUAUAUAGCCAAGAAACUCACUGCAAUGUCUCCGGCCGACGCAGCGGCACUGCGGCUGGACGACAAGUUGGGAGGGUCCUCGAGGACUAUAUACAAGAAGGCUCUCAAACGGAUAUACGAUGAGAAGACGCCGGAAAUCAUCGAUGGUUUGCGAACAAACACUGCCGUGGCCGUACCGAUUGUCCUGAAACGCCUCAAGCAGAAGUGCGAGGAAUUGCGCACAGCCAAAGUGGGCUGGGACCAAGUGUGGGAUGCCACCACCGAGAAGAACCACGCCAAGUCUCUGGACCACCAAGGCCCAACGUUCAAACAGAACGACCGCAAAGCCAUCUCCGUGAAGAGUAUGCUUGCGGAAGUGGAGGCUAAGCGCAACGAGGAGACUACGCAGGCGAGUGCGAAUGAGGCACCGCACUACACGCACACGUACGAGGACAGAGAGGUGCUGCAGGAGGUGGCACGGCUCAUGCACCACUACCUUUUCAACUGCCCCAACAGCUUCAGCAACUCAGACCGACAGAAGAUGAGCCAUCUGCUGUGCAAUUUCCUGUGCAAAUUGAUCGGCACCGAGCCAAUGGACCGCGAGAAGCUGACCCAUCCGCCGCAUAGCGAACGCAGUGUGUCACCCGCUGCCCUGCCAAAUGGCACUGCCACAAAGACUCGGGCCAGCAAGACUGCAUCCACUACCACCACAGCCAAGCAAACUACCAGCACCGCAAGCACUGCCGUGGCGGCUACUGCAAACCCCUCUAGUCCCAGAAAGUCCGAAAAUAUCAACGGAAUUAAGUCAAACUCGGAAAGUGGGCUGGAGAAAGGGGUCGAUAAAGGGUUUUAUAUGGGCAGGAAAUUUGAAAACGGGUCGAUUACGGGGAGGAGUGGGCACUACAGGGGACCCCAACCCACGAUUAUAAACCCAUUGGUGCAGGCCUCGGCCGUCACCGCAAACAAGCCUUCCGGCAAGGCCAAGAAACGCUCGGUGCGAACGGUGGACAUGUUCUACGGCAACAACCACUGGUUUGCGUUCCUGCGGAUGCAUUAUCUCAUUUACUCGCGGUGCAAAGCCCUAAAGGAAUGGGCCAGGUACAAGGAGCUACACGAGUACGACGGCUUCACCAAACAAGACCCGCAUGAAGAGGUGGCAGUGAUCAUCAAGCGCAAACACGCCCCCACCGUCGAGCCAGCGCACCUCCACAAGACAUUCAUCACAUACGUCGAGGCGCUACUGGACAAUGGCAUCGACUCCGCCACUUACGAAGAUUUGUUACGCGACUUGUACGGGCCACGGGCUCAUGAGGUGUUCACAAUCGACCGAUUGAUCCAAAACUCAAUGCGACAGCUGCACUCGCUCACUACCGACGAAAUCUCGCGCAAGCUUCUAAGUCUGUACGACUACAACCAACUGUGUAAGGAAACGUAUCCCGCAUUCAACCCGGCUGUCUACCGCACGAACUGCGAGCACUCUAUCCGCGAUGAUUCGCUUUUCUCCGUCGAAUUCAGGAAAUUCGGGGCCCUAUCCGAAAAGAUAUCCGAUGCGCGACUGCGAAUGCUCAACCCCGACGAAACAUCCAGCCCACAAAUAGAUGCGUCUACUGUAGACGAGGAAUGGUCCCUGUAUGUCAGCAAGUACACAGACGCUACCACCAUCGCCCCGCCCUCUGUUGUACCCAGUAUACGGAGAAUCCCGAGAGAUGCCGCACAAGGUGCUAAGAAACGCACCAUUGUGGAGGCUGAGGUGAGCACGGGCACGGUUUCGAACACACAUGAAGAGCCCGAUGAGAGGGAGGUCAAGGCUGCGCGAUUGGAGACGCCUGUGGCUGCUGAGGUGGAGGGUUCUGUGAAGACGGACCCAUCGCCGGCAGUGGAUAGUUCCGAUGCCACUGUAAAGCCUUCCGCGGCGAACGAUAGCGAUAAUGUCGCCAAAGCAGGUGCGGAUGCAAGUACAGGCACAGAUACAGAUACAGAUACAUCCGCGCCGCAGCAAUCGACAGUCGACAAUCAAGCACCCGUCCGGCCCCAGAAAGGACUGGGGCAGACAAGUCACGCUACCGCCACGCCUGUAGUGAUGGUGACCUCAGAACCCGUAGGCAUCACGUCUCAGUAUGUGCUGAGCCACAUAUACCACACGCAGGAACGGAACACGGUUAGCACUACCGGGAAUGCGAAAGGCAGAGGCAAGGUGGGGAGAGGAGGCACCGCGGGUGGUCACCAUGGCAACGGCAGGCGGAAUGGCAAUAAUAAUAAGGAUACAACCACCGGCGAUUCGGAUGCUGGGACCGCGUCGCGCGGGAAUAGCCGAAUUAAUGGCACGGGUAACCAUAGCAACGAGAAUGAAGGAAUGGGUCAAAGUAACCUGCUCUCGAGUUACACGGGUAAUAUGCUCAAGGUGCCCGUGUUCCUGCGGCGUGCCGUGGACACCGGCAUUGAGAAACACGUACAUCCAAAUGUCAAUGCGUCGGUUGCUGAGGCGGACCUAGAUGAGGAUGUGAAUAUGACAGAUGCACAGACAGCGGCGCACAACACGGCCGAGUGUACCACAGAGUACCGGGACGGCACCGACAGGAAAGUGUCAAUCUACGCCAAGAAUGCGCUGGAAGUUAAGAUGUGCAUUAAUUCGUACAAGCUCAAGUACGUGACCGACACAUCGGACUACGUCACGAAGACGCGGACGGGCGGGCCAAUGAGAGUAAAGAGGACCCUCAAUGGCCCUGCUGCCAAUCUGAAUAGAUGGCGGAGAUUCGGCACGAAAUGGUUAAAUGAUAAUAAGUCUACCGACAAAAAUACAGAGAGUCUACUCAAAAUUGUCGAAGAGACUUCGCAGGCUAAGAUAGCCAAUGGCACGAAUACUGCAGAACCUGCGAAAUCCGGCAGUUGAUGGAAUGCAGAUACAAUGGCUACAUUAGAGGAUUUGGCCACUCCUCUCAUAAAUAUUAUGUCUCAAAGAUGGAAUUUUAUCUCGUAGGGACAAUGUGUAACUCUAAAUAUUAAAGGAACAAGCAACGUCACUCACACCGUUAUAAGUAGAAAG